UUGCUCAAGCGCGUUUUAGUCCGUUUGUCCCUCUUCGCUCGCCUUAGGAACAAAGCAGAAAGUUCACGGAACAGUUGCAUGCUGGGAAAGCACGUGCAGCGGAAGCUCUGUGAGGUGAGGCUGCGGUUUUGCCACCAUGUCGUCCAGAAAGACCCAGGAUGGCGAUGAGCGCUUCCUCCGGGUGCAGAAAGACCCCCGCUUCUGGGAAAUGCCAGAAAGAGAGCGCAAAAUCAAGAUCGACAAGCGCUUCCAGUCCAUGUUUCAUGACAAGCGCUUCAAGGUGAAAUACACAGUGGACAAACGAGGUCGUCCCAUCAACUGCACCUCCACGGAGGACCUGAAGCGUUUCUACAAACUCUCCGACUCUGAGGAAGAAGCGGACGAGGAGGAUGCAAGGACCAAGAAGAAGAAAAAAGCAAAGGAGAACUUGGUGAAAUCUGAGAGAGACGUGAGGAAAGGAAAAGAGGUGCAGAGCAGCAGUGGUGACGCCAAAGGAGAGCGAGGAGUCCGAGUCAUGGAAGAUGAAGAUGAUGAAGAGGAGGAGGAGGAUGAUGUGGGCCUGGAGGACAGUGUCACAGACAGCACUGAGGAGGAGGAUGAUGAAGAUGCUGCAGAGGAGGAAAGCGAUGUGGCGAGUGGCUCAGAUGAGGAGUCCAGUGCAGAUUUGGAGGAGGACAGCGACAGCGAGCCUGAUCUGGCCAGAGGGAAGGGCAACAUAGAGACCAGCUCAGACGAAGAUGAUGAUGAUGAGGAGGAGGAGGAUGUGGGUGCAGUCCUGCGGCGAGAGGAAGAGGAGAUUGAACACGACUGGGGAGAGCUGUGCAAAGACGCUCCACGAAGUGAUGAGGUUUCUGCCCGGCUGGCUGUCUGCAACGUGGACUGGGACCGCCUGAAGGCCAAAGACCUGCUGGUUCUGUUCAGCUCCUUCAUCCCUAAAGGAGGAGCCGUGCUGACUGUCAAGAUUUACCCGUCAGAAUUUGGGAAGGAGAGGCUGAAGAUGGAGGAGGUGCAGGGACCGAUGGAGGUGAAAGCGCUGCCCGACGACUCCGAGGACGACACAGAGGAGGAGAGGGUUUACAGGGAGAGGAUGCGCGACUACCAGUUCAAGCGUCUGAAGUAUUACUACGCGGUGGUGGAGUGUGACUCGGCCGACACAGCCACCAAGAUCUACGGGGAGUGUGAUGGCUACGAGUACGAGAGCAGCUGCUCCGUCCUGGACCUGCGGUUUGUUCCUGAUGAAGUCACGUUUGACGAGGAGCCCAAAGAUGUGGCCACGGACGCGAACCUGUCGACCUACACGCCUAAACUGUUCACCUCGUCCGCCACCGCCACCUCAAAGGUGCAGCUGACCUGGGACGAGACGGACCACGAGCGUGUGGCCACCCUGAACAGGAAGUUCAAUAAAGAUGAGCUGCUGAAAUUGGACUUCGACGCCUACCUGGCCUCCUCGAGUGGUGAGGAGGACGAGGGUGGAGACGACGCAGUAGAGGCUAAAGAGAGAGAAGAGGAGGUGCAGAAGAAACCUGUGCAGGAAGAGAAGAAGAAGAGUGAGGAGCAGAUCUCCAAGUACAGGGAGCUGCUGAAAGGCAUCCGGGACAAAGAGACGAAGCUGCAGGAGGACAGAGACAUGGAGAUGGAAGUCACCUGGGUUCCAGGGCUGAAGGAGGUGACAGAGCAGCUGGUGAAGAAGAAGAUGGAGGACACGAACAAGCUGACGCCCUGGGAGGAGUUCCUGCAGAAGAAGAAAGAGAAGAAGAAGCAGAAGAAAUCUCAAAGAAAACAGGGAGCAGGUGAGGAGGAGCUUAGCGACGAUGAGCUCCCUCCAGACGUCGACCUCAGGGACCCGUUCUUCGCAGAGGAGCUCGGCGCUACAGAUCUCCAGAGGAGGCAGAAGGGGAAGAAGAGGAAGGAGGAGGAUGAAGAGGAGCUGGAGAAACAAAAGGCUGAGAUGGCUCUGCUGAUGGAGGACGACGCCAAACGCAAACAUUUCAACUACGACAAGAUUGUGGAGCAGCAGAACCUGAGCAAGAACAAGAGGAAGAAGCUGCUGAAGAAGAGCGAGGAGCUGCUGGAGGAUGACGACUUGAAAGUGGACGUUAAAGACCCUCGCUUCCAGGCCAUGUUCACCUCGCACCUGUUCAACCUUGACCCGUCCCACCCCAGCUACAGGAAGACCAAAGCCACGCAGAGCAUCCUGGCCGAGAAGCAGCGCAGACGUGAGGAGCAGCAGCAGAGGGUGGAGGAUGUCCUCAGUGCUCAGAAGGCUGAACGGGACACUGCGCCGACAGUGAAGAAAUCACUGGACCCCAGUUUGUCUUUGCUCGUCAAGUCGAUCAAAAGCAAAACGGAGCAGUUUCAGGCUCGGAAGAAGCAGACGCUCUUGUAGGCGAGACUGCACGGCGACAGG
Monopterus albus (swamp eel) is the source of this 2407-nucleotide messenger RNA. It is a transcript of the gene esf1, whose product is annotated as ESF1, nucleolar pre-rRNA processing protein, homolog (S. cerevisiae). Gene Ontology annotation, molecular function: RNA binding. Gene Ontology annotation, biological process: rRNA processing. The record is from RefSeq and is a predicted model, not a curated record. Lineage: Eukaryota; Metazoa; Chordata; Actinopteri; Synbranchiformes; Synbranchidae. The transcript is spliced from 15 exons. Bases 137 to 2386 code for a protein of 749 amino acids. Gene Ontology annotation, cellular component: nucleus.